GAGAGACAGCAUUUGUGAGCACAGGAGAAAGCACUCUCCUUUCACUCACGAGUGAAAGACCUCCAGUGAGAUCUCCAGAGGAACGGCCAUCAGCCACGGACUGGUCCGGUGCCACCAGGCUCUGGGUGAGAAUCUCUUCAAGCACUUCCAGCAGGGAGAGUGCCAAAUCCCUCCUGCCUUUCUGUUCAGGAAAGCUGCUUUAUAUUCAACAACCCAAAGCGAGACAGAGGAGAAGUUCCAUUGUCUGGGUGCUGAGUGCAGAAGAAAGAGAUGGAAACAGACAUGCCCUCAACUCCCCCACUCUCUUCAGCAAAGAAAAAGCCUCAAGAUCCAUGGAGGGGGAAAAAUGAAGAAAUCCUGGAAGGCUUUGAGUGGCACAGUGGGGUGGUGGUCUCCAGAGGACUGUGGAUCUGGAGCAAGCCUUUCAUCCUGAAAGGAAAGUCUGAGAAGGAGGUGGCUGUAUUCCUUUUGGACACAGAAGGGACCAUGGAUGUUGCUGGAGACAAGGAGAAUGGUGUGAAGAUCUCUACCCUGAGCAUGCUGUUUAGUUCUUACCUCAUCUUGAAUGUGAACGAGAAGUUGCGCGAACCUGAUCUGGAGUACCUGGAGAUGACCCUGGACCUUAUGAAAGAUGCAUUUCCAGAGGACGUGCAGAAUCUGCACCUGGAUCUCAUGAUGAGAGACUGGCACAACUGGCAUGAGUGCAGUGAGGAGCACGGGAAGAAAUAUCUGAAGGAUACAGUUAAGAAAUGGAUCCUGAAUUCAAAGCUUGUUUUUUGAAGUACAUCAAUCUUCUCCAUUCAAAAGCUAAAGAACAUACAAAAUCAAAGAUGAAGUGUAGAGAGUUGGCGAAACUCAUAAAGGAAAUUGCCAGUAUCAUAAAGAAUACAAGUUACAACAUUUCUUCUCCUGCGGAGAUGAGUAAAGUAAUUUUAGAGCUGCAGAAAAGAAGAUUCAUCGAUGAUUUUUGUGAAUGGAGGAAGAUGAAGAUAUCCCAGACGAUCUAUUUGGGUUUCUAUUUCACAAGACCCAGCAAAUUGAAAAGUCAAUUUGAAGAGGAAUUUGAGAACAGGAGUAAGAAAGUGAAGAUAAAUGAAGAAACCCAAAACCAUAUAAAGAUA
Messenger RNA from Ornithorhynchus anatinus (platypus), 1121 nucleotides. Its product is annotated as RING finger protein 112-like. The coding region runs from base 271 to 780 and encodes 169 amino acids. Gene Ontology annotation, molecular function: GTP binding; GTPase activity. The transcript is spliced from 12 exons. Gene Ontology annotation, biological process: endoplasmic reticulum organization; protein homooligomerization. NCBI's taxonomy places the organism in Eukaryota, Metazoa, Chordata, Mammalia, Monotremata, Ornithorhynchidae. The record is from RefSeq and is a predicted model, not a curated record.